This is a messenger RNA of Brassica rapa (field mustard), 1421 nucleotides long. Its product is annotated as cyclin-B1-3. Gene Ontology annotation, molecular function: cyclin-dependent protein serine/threonine kinase regulator activity. The record is from RefSeq and is a predicted model, not a curated record. Gene Ontology annotation, biological process: mitotic cell cycle phase transition. NCBI's taxonomy places the organism in Eukaryota, Viridiplantae, Streptophyta, Magnoliopsida, Brassicales, Brassicaceae.
UAAUCAAACAAAAAGAAAGAAAGAAACAAACUACUGUUAACGAAAAAACACAACUUGAAAAAAAAAAACUAACGACGAUCAUGGCGACGAGACGAGUUAGAGGCGAUCCCGUCGAGAACCGUCGCGCUCUCGGCGACAUCGGGAACAUCGCUUCUCUUCCCGGAGGAAUCGAAGAAGCAGGAAAACUUAAUCGGCCCUUGACCCGUAACUUCCGCGCCCAGUUGCUUGAAAACGCUAACAAAAAGGAAGGUGUAAGGGCGGUUCAAAGGAAAGCAAGAGCUGCUGUUGUUGUUAAGCCGACGCAGACUCACGAAGUGAUUGUGAUCAGUCCCGAUACAAACGAGGUUGCUAAAGCUAAGAAGAAUGUUACUUACUCUUCCGUUCUCAAUGCUCGAAGCAAGGCUGCUUCCAAGUCUCUUGAUAUUGACUCUGCGGACAAAGACAACGACCUUGCCGCUGUGGAGUAUGUUGAGGACAUGUACUCUUUCUACAAAGAAGUUGAGAAUGAGAGCAAGCCUCAGAUGUAUAUGCAGACACAGACUGAGAUCAAUGAGAAGAUGAGAUCGAUUCUUGUAGACUGGCUUGUAGACGUUCAUGUCAAGUUUGAUCUCUCCCCUGAGACGCUUUACCUCACCAUCAACAUCAUUGAUCGUUUCCUCUCUCUGAAACCUGUUCCGAGAAGAGAGUUACAGCUUGUAGGCGUUAGUGCUUUGCUCAUCGCCUCCAAAUACGAAGAGAUCUGGCCUCCUCAGGUCAAUGAUCUGGUGUAUGUCACAGGCAACUCGUACCAGAGCAAGCAGAUUCUAGUGAUGGAGAAAACCAUUUUGGGAAACCUGGAGUGGUACUUGACAGUUCCAACGCAGUACGUGUUCCUCGCGAGGUUUAUCAAAGCUGCGGUUCCUGACCCGGAGAUGGAGAACAUGGUUCACUUCUUAGCUGAGUUGGGUCUGAUGCAUUACGACGCUUUAAAGUUCUGCCCUUCUAUGCUGGCUGCUUCAGCGGUUUACGCCGCGAGAUGCUUCUUGAGCAAGACCCCGGCUUGGACCGAGACUCUUACAUUCCACACUGGUUACUCUGAACAUGAGCUCAUGGAGUGCUCGAAGCUUUUAGCGUUCAUUCACUCGAGAGUUGGGGAGAGCAAGCUGCGAGCUGUGUUCAAGAAGUAUUCGAAAGCUGAAAGAUGCGCUGUUGCUUUGGUUUCAUCACCGGCCAAGUCUCCUCUUCUGUCUUCUUCUGCCUCUUGCUCCUUGGAGAAGUCUUGAAAGAAUAUCAGCAAAACUAUGAAAUUUGUUUUAGAUCUCUCUCUGAUCUUUUGGAUGUGUAAAAAUGCUUUCUCCUGUUGAGAAGUAUUAAUUGAAUUCUUGUACUAGAAUCGUUUUGGUAUUCUAUGAUAUUUGAAUUUGGAAUUCUUGAUGAUAUUA